Molecule: messenger RNA, 2016 nt
Organism: Corticium candelabrum
Lineage: Eukaryota; Metazoa; Porifera; Homoscleromorpha; Homosclerophorida; Plakinidae
Product: putative methyltransferase NSUN7
Exons: 10
Coding region: 28-1932 (634 amino acids)
Molecular function (GO): methyltransferase activity
Source: RefSeq, a predicted model, not a curated record
ACAAAGGCGUGCGGCAAGGAAAUUACGAUGCUCGACAAAGAGAAUGUAGGCAGCCGCCGGUUCGCGAGAGAAUCGGUUCAUCAACAUCAUAUCAACCACCAAUUAGCGAUGGCUAUUUCAGAGGGUGCUCGUCUGUGCGACCUCUCUUUCUACGAACAUGCGACGGCGAUUUUUAGCUAUCUGACGCAUGGAUCGGUCGGUGUACCGCCGCCAAUACCAAAGGAGCUAGCCUCUGAUGUAGUGAGAAGGGUCGUGUACGAGCUAGCGUUCGGAACGUGGAGAUAUCGUCAUGUAUUGAGUGAAAUUCUGGAAGACAGCGAUUUCUUCUUCAAAUUCUUUCAUCUACGUGAAAUGAUGAAUCUCUUGUUGGUCAUGCUCUUUGACUACCAGCAGAAGCAAUUUCCUCUUAAAGCACUUGAUCCGCCAUCUUCCAAUGAAAUAUGCUAUGGAGUCUCAUCAGCUGUCGAAGACAUUGCAACUGCUCUGCAAGCUCACAGAACCAAGUUGAAUGCUGCAGUGGCAAGAGCCAGAGUUGCAGCAGACAGUCGUGACAUGACAGGGUUAUUGCCUGAAGAGGAAAGGAACAUUGUUCGUUCAUCUCAGCUGCGACCAUUGUGCGUUCGUAUCAACAUGCUAAAAACAAACAAGGAAAGCAUAGUGAGAGAAUUGCAGGAGGGAUGUUGGCUUAUGGAGAAUGACUCACAAGAUGUGCCAUAUAGCACAAGCACGUUUAUGUUUGAUCCACUUUGUCCAGACACCUUAAUGUUUUCUUCACAAUCAAAGGCUGCAUUGUACCACUGCCAAGCAGUCAAAGAAGGAAAGCUUGUUAUUGAGGACAAAGUGGAAUCAAUGGUUGCUGAAUCGAUUGGUCCACUGAUUGGUCAAGGUGCAAAAGUAAUUAUCACAUGUGUUGGCAAUGGAAACAUUGUUUGCAGGCUAGCUGCACUGAUGAACAACACCGGCUGCAUUUAUGCAUUCGAAGCUCUUCCAGAUCAAAUAUUCAAACUGGAAGACAAAAUGAAACAUCAAGGAGUCUCUAAUGUUGUCUUGCUGUCUGAAUGCUUUACUGAAGUUUAUCCUGAUGAUUCUCGGUUUGAGCAAGUGACAGCGAUUAUCAUCGUUCCUCCAUGCACCAAUUCCACUGUCAUCAACCAUGCUGACUAUGUCAUGAUUCAAGGAGAUGAACAGCUUGUUUCUUUGCCUGAUGACAUUGAUGCUAAAGCUAUCGAUCCAAGGAUUCCGACUUUCUCAGCGGAACAAAAGAGUCUUCUGACUCAUGCACUUAUGUUCCAGCAAGUUCAGGCUGUUGUGUACUGCACUCGGUCAAAGCACUAUGCUGAAAAUGAAGCUGUAGUUGAAUCUGCUAUGGAAACUUGCCGCCAGUAUUGCUCAGAGAGAAAUGAUGCUAUUCCAGACAAGAGAGAGCACAUAAAACACUUCCAGCUGUACACACCUGACUUGGCAUACACCAUGAAACCAAGUCUUAUCACAAAGCAAGCAAAAACACCUAGUUUCAAAAGUGAAAACUCUCUCAAAGUACCAUUGCUUGACUUCAGCAGAUUGUCAGCAUCAUCUCCUGUGCCAGAUUGUUACUUAAAGGUUCAACCGUCAUCUGCUGGCGAUGGUUGCUUUCUGGCAAUUUUACAGAGAAUUGCAAUGAGCAGUCGAGCUCCAACUCCUGCCCGUGAAGUUCUACGUCGUGCUGUUGCAAAGGGUCUAAUUAGUGAUCUCGACUACUUGCAGUCUACCGACAAGGAGCAGAACCCGGAUGAAAAGAAAACAACCAAGAAAGUAAAAGGUCGUAUUAAGAGAAAACCAUCGUCAUCUCUUACGAAACUCACUGCUUCGGCAAAGAGCCGUUUUGCACUGACAACAGCUAGACUGCAGAGUCAAUACGAGCGCAAGUUACAUGAUAGACCAUUUCGCAUGUAGACAAGUAGAGAUGUGACUGAAAUACACAAAUCUGUUUGCUCGAGAACAGUCGAUCAAAAACAUGAUCACAAAUCAUUUUAUCUA